AUGGCGUCAGCACCAGUAUCACAGGAUGGAGUACGAGACCAAGCCAGCGGCCACACGACAAAGAGGCAAAACAUGAUCAAGCUGCACAAUGACAAGGUUCAAAAGCAACACGAGUUGAUCGAGGCAGGCGGUGACCAAGGUCGGACAAUCAAGAGGCCCGACUUUUCACAUCAAUACCCUGCGUCUUACAAGUCAGUAGCGGAGCUGGAAAAGGUAACCCUCGCCGCCCUCCGACCAGACACCCAUCACUAUGGCAAAUGCCUCAUCGUCCGCACCGUCGCCCUCCCCCACACGGGUGUAGGCACGACCACCAUCGUCGAGGACGAGACGGGCGCCGUCGAGCACCUCGUCAUCUUUGCCUACAGCGACUCGUCCAUCCUGUCCAACGUGCCCGAGGGCUGCUUCGUCGCCAUCAAGGAGCCAUUCUUUCGCACGUCUCCCCGGGACGAGGAGGAGGGAGAACUCGACCAGCCGCCCGGCGCAUUCAUCUCGAUCGACCACCCGUCCGACAUUGUGCUGCUCCGGUUCAGCGACCCCGCCAUCGCGGCUCGUUUCGGGUCGGUGACGCCGCUGCUCGGUUCCGCGCACGAGUGGAAGCAGGCCGGCGAUGCCAGCUUCCUGCAGGGCGACCUCGCCACGGCCGCCUUUUGCUACACCGAGGCGCUCGACUUUGCCAGCACCACAGACAACACCGCCACAACCCUCGGAAGGCAGGACACCCUCGACAGGCAAGGCAUCCUCGCCAAGCGCGCAGGCACGCACCUCCUGCUGGGCCGGUUCGACGCCGCGCGUGCCGACGCCCUCGAGUCCCUCGCGGGAGGCGACGGCGCACCCUCGGGCUGGCGCGCCCACCAGACGGCCGCCAAGGCCAGCUACGCGCUCGGCGAGUUUUCCACGGCGCUGGCGCACCUCGAAUCGGCCGUGCGGCUCAACCCGACCUCGGCGGCGCUGAUCAAGGACCGCGACCGCGCGCAGGCCAGGGUCACCGAGGAGGCGACGGGGGUCUACGACUUUGCCGCGCUGGCCGCGACGCUCUCGCCCGGGCCCGGCGGGCGGUGCACGCUGGACGUGGGCAGCUUCUCGCGGCGGACCGAGGAGCGGCCGUCGGCCACGCACGGGCGCGGGCUGUUCGCGACGGAGCGCAUCGCGGCCGGCGAGCUGGUGUUUGUGGAAAAGGCGACCGUGAUGCCGCCGCAGUACGACGAGGAGCGCUCGUCGGCCGCGCUCUACGCCGGCCUGGUGCGGCGCAUGCUCGACAGCCCCACGCUGGCCCGCCGCCUGUGCCGCAUGCACGCCGGCGACUACGCGCACGCCACCGGCCGCGAGGGCCAGGUGGUCGACGGCGCCGCCGUGGUGGACGUCUUCCACGCCGAGCUGCUGCGCGUCCGCAACUGCUUCAGCGCGCCGCUGGCCACCGCCGCCGGCCUGCGGCCCGGCCUCGCGAGGCAGCCGCCGUCCGCCAGAGGCCUGUGGCCGCUCGCCGCCGCCAUGAACCACGCCUGCGUGGCCAGCACGGUGCGCGCGUUUGUGGGGGACGUGUUCAUCACGCGCGCGCUCCGAGACAUAGAGCCUGGCGAGGAGCUCACGCAGCAGUACGUGCCCGUGCGCGCCGACGUCGGGGCCCGGCAGGGGCAGUACGGGCAGUGGUGGGGGUUCGAGUGCGGGUGCGUGCUGUGCGCGGCGGAGAAGGGGCGGGAGGCCGGCGGGGGCGGGGACAUGGUGCGGCGGAGACGGCUGCUGCUCAAGCAGAUCGAGAAGAUGGUGGACAGGAGCGCCGCGACGGUGGAGAUGUCGGGUGCCGUGGACGUGUUUGGCAAGGGCAGGGCCGACAGCGGGACGGUGCGCAACGUCGAGAGGGUCAUGGGCUUGAUGGAGGGGGCGCACGAGGUCGACGUCUACGGGCCGAAUGUGGUCUAUGCUGAUGUCGAUGGCGUCGGCGACGGACACAGAGACGCGGCGCCGCUGCUCCUCCCGCGCCUCCUGCUCGUCUUCCCCAACAUGUGGCUGAUGGACGCGUACCGCGGCCGGCGCAAGCACGCCAAAGUGGUGCAGAUGGCGACCAGGCUGCUGCGCAACUUUGGCUUCGUCUCCUUCCCGGGGACGACGAUGCGGGGCUUUUUUGAGCGGCAGCCUCGGAACAGCGCCGGCAUCAUGACCAUGCAUCUCGUGCGGGCGCUCAUGUGCGCGACCGAGGCACUCGGGCACUUGGGCAGGGCCGAUGAGGCGGGUGAUUGGGAGGCCGCGGCGAGGUUUGCGGCCAAGGUCAUGACCGGGUGGGAGAACGACCCUGCUGUCAUGCUUGGUCCGUCUUGA
Messenger RNA from Pyricularia oryzae 70-15, 2313 nucleotides. RefSeq lists its product as uncharacterized. Bases 1 to 2313 code for a protein of 770 amino acids. The transcript has 2 exons. NCBI's taxonomy places the organism in Eukaryota, Fungi, Ascomycota, Sordariomycetes, Magnaporthales, Pyriculariaceae. Gene Ontology annotation, molecular function: protein binding. The record is from RefSeq and is a predicted model, not a curated record.